AUUCAAAUUUAAUGAAACGGAAGCUUUAUUCCUUUAUUAACGCGGUACACUCAAUUCUAUCAUAAAGCGAUAAAAAUGAUGAACCAGGUUGAGUACAUGAGGGGAUUUGGUGGAGAAGUAGAGCGGGCUGAGUUGAAUUUUGGAAGAAAGAAGAACAUUGCGGUUACACCGUACAAGGGAUAUGUUUAUAUCCACAUAGGCAGUUUAACAAGUAGCAGAAGCAUAACUCUUGGGACUGAUGAGUUUAAAGAGCUAUGCAAUCUGAAGCCAGUUCUUUUAAAAGCUGAGGCAGAAAUAAAAAAACAGCUGCAAAAACCUAGCAGGAAAAAGAAGGUUAUAGUUGUUGAAGAGGAAGAAGAAGAAGAAGAAGAAGAAGAAGAAGAAGAAGAAGAAGAAGAAGAAGAAGAAGAAGAAGAAGUAGAAGAAGAAGAAGUAAAAAAAGUUACUUUGAAAAGAAAGAGAAAGGUGAUUGCUAUCAGCGAUAGCGAUGAGGAGGCGGGAGUGUCAGAGUCGGACGUCAGAAAGGUGAUUGUUGCAGCAGAAUCUGGCCCGUUCAAGGGGCUAAAGAAGAAAAAGAAAACAGCUGGAGCUGGAUUCAUACUUUCUGAAGCAGUUGAAGAUGGCGAGUGAAGAUAACACCACCAAUCAGAACAGAAAAAGGACAAUGGGAGAAGAAGUAGAAAAAAAGACACUGAGUGAAAAACGAAAGCGGUCAGCUCCACCUUCAUUAAGAACUUUAUCUGUUGCAUGUAUUUAUAAUAAAUUAACAACAAAAUGUGAUAUUCAAAUGAGAGAUUUUUUUUUGUAAAAUUCCCUCACCAAUUUUAAUUAUUUUUAUGGAUUAUGCAGACUUUCAAUUUGUUUUAAAUCCUGGAUUUGCCGAAUUAGAUGUGUUUAAUGCUGCCGAGGAAAUUUUUGAUCAAAGAUAUCAAUUAAAUAAAAUGAUAAGGGAAUGCAGCCAUUUCACAUCUGAAGAGAUAUUCAUUCAUUUAAAGAACGUCCCAGGGUCUGUUUUAAAUUCACUCGGACUUUCGUUCAAUAGGGAGAACUUUUCCGAUAUUUUAAGGAAAAUAUUAAACAUGCGAUUUUCACGUGUUUAAUUUACCAAAGAAUAUGUCUCAUAUAUUUUAAUCUAAAAUUUAAGAAAUUUAUUUGUAAUAUUUUCAUCGUGUUUGAAGGUCUUUUUCCCCAUUGCACAAUGUAUUUCACUGGUGCGUUUGAAGGUGUAAUUCCCCAUUUUCAUAAUUGUGUUUAAUUUACCAAAGAAUAUGUCUCUUAUAUUUUAAUCUAAAAUUUAUUUGUAAUAUUUUCAUCGUGUUUGAAGGUGUUAUUCCCCAUUGUCCAAUGUAUUUCACUGGUGUGUUUGAAGGUGUUAUUCCCCAUUUGAAGGUGUUAUUCCCCAUUGACAUAAUGUUUGAAGGUGUUAUUCCCCAUUGUUCUAAUGUUUGAAGGUACUAUUCCCCAUUGUUCUAAUGUUCGAAGGUGUUAUUUCACAUUGUCCUAUGUUUGAAGGUGUUAUUCCCCAUUGUCCUAUUGCCUUAAUGUUUGAAGGUGUUAUUCCCCAUUGUCCUAUUGUCAUUAUGUUUGAAGUUUGUUUGAAGGUCCAUUUGGGUUUUAAAGUUAUGUAUUUUCAUUGGGGUUUUUAAGUUAAAGUCGCCAUUUUACCAUGCUACUCCCCAUUGCCCUAUGUAUUUCACUUCCCCAGGUUGAUAGCAAACGGAUAAAACUUAAAUAUGUUGAUAUAUUUUAUUAUAAAAUCAUAUAUUUAUUUACAUGAAAUAAAAUAUUAUAUAAUUAU
Mytilus trossulus (common blue mussel) is the source of this 1798-nucleotide messenger RNA. RefSeq names its product histone H3.v1-like. Lineage: Eukaryota; Metazoa; Mollusca; Bivalvia; Mytilida; Mytilidae. The record is from RefSeq and is a predicted model, not a curated record. The transcript is spliced from 4 exons. Bases 76 to 630 code for a protein of 184 amino acids.